This is a messenger RNA of Ochotona curzoniae (black-lipped pika), 1776 nucleotides long. It is a transcript of the gene PIGZ, whose product is annotated as phosphatidylinositol glycan anchor biosynthesis class Z. Gene Ontology annotation, molecular function: alpha-1,2-mannosyltransferase activity. NCBI's taxonomy places the organism in Eukaryota, Metazoa, Chordata, Mammalia, Lagomorpha, Ochotonidae. Gene Ontology annotation, cellular component: endoplasmic reticulum membrane. Bases 1 to 1776 code for a protein of 591 amino acids. The transcript is spliced from 2 exons. Gene Ontology annotation, biological process: GPI anchor biosynthetic process. The record is from RefSeq and is a predicted model, not a curated record.
AUGCAGCCCUGCCGGCCCAGAGGAGCAUCUGCGGCAGCUCCAAGUCCCUCAAGCUUUCGGUCACGUGUGUGGUGUAGCACAGCUGGUUCGCAAGAUCGCCGCCAGGUGCUCUGGCGCAGCUUAGGCCUGUUCCGGGUGCUGUGGUGUCUCCUCCCACAGACGGGCUACGUGCAUCCGGAUGAGUUCUUCCAGUCGCCAGAGGUCAUGGCAGAGGACGUCCUGGGCUUACAGGCCAUGCGACCCUGGGAGUAUUUCCCCAGCAACUCCUGCCGGACUGUGGUCUUCCCACUGCUGACCUCUGGUUCUGCCUUCUGGCUGCUCAGGUUCUUGGAAGAGCUAGGGCUGUGGACUGGCCCAGUGAGCAGCUACACACUGCUGGUGGGGCCUCGGCUACUCCUCACCGCCCUCUCCUUCACCCUGGACUUGGCUGUGUACCACCUGGCUCCACUGUGGAAGGCAGAUCGCUGGAACGCCCUGCUCUUGGUAUCUGGCUCCUAUGUCACCCUGGUCUUCUACACAAGGACCUUCUCCAAUGCCAUCGAAGGCCUGCUCAUCGCGUGCCUGCUCAUGCUGGUUUCCUCCCGGGUGGCAUGGAGCCGCUCACCCAGGACACCUGCACCAGAGCCAUGGUGGCACCGUUGGCUUCUCGGUGGUGUCCUGGCUGCUGGCUUCUUCAACCGGCCCACCUUUCCCGCCUUUGCUUUGGUGCCCCUUUUUCUCUGGUGCUCCCAUGGGGCCAGGAAGUUCAGCUUUAAGUCUCUAACCCAGGAGGCCCUGCUGUUGCUCCCUGGGGUGGCUCUCACAGCAGUGGUGUUUAUAACCUUUGACAGCUGGUACUUCCACCACUCAAGCUCCAGCAUGCUGGUGCUCACACCUCUUAACUUCUUGCACUACAACCUUGAUCCCCAAAACCUGGCCAAGCAUGGCACACACGCUCGGCUCACUCACCUGGCAGUCAACAGCUUCUUGCUCUUUGGGGUACUGCAUGCCCAGGCCCUGUGGGCUGCAUGGCAGCAGCUGCAAAUCUGCCUCCAGGUCUUUUCCCGGGUAGGCCUCCUUAGGACGCUGAGUGCCCCCAGCCUCUGGUCCAGCCCCAGGGCUUGCCUUCUUCUCCUGUACUUCACACCCCUGGUCCUGUUGUCUGUCUUCAGCCAUCAGGAGGCCCGGUUCUUGAUCCCUCUCCUGGUCCCCCUGGUUCUGCUCUGUAGUCCACAGACACAGACUAUACCCUGGAAGGGCACCCUGUUCCUCUUCAAUGCCCUGGGUGCCCUCUUUUUUGGCUACCUACAUCAGGGGGGACUUGUGCCCAGCCUGGAGUACUUGGAGCAGGUGGUUCAUGCACCUGUGCUCCCCAGCAUGUCGACCCACUACACACUCCUCUUCUCUCACACCUACAUGCCCCCCCAGUACCUCCUCCACAUCUCAAGCCUCAGGUCGACUGUGAAGGUGAUGGACAUGGGUGGGACUGAAGACUGGAUCCUGUGCCAAGCCCUCAACAAUGUCACCAGACAACCUGCCUGCCAAGCAACCAGGGGACCACGGCUCUGCCGCGUCUUUGUAAUAACACCUGGCACUACCAGGAAGGCCGUGGAGAAGUGCGGCUACCUUCCUAAGAAUGAGAAGCGUCUGUUUCCCCACCUGACCUUGGAGGACCCCCCGCCCCUGUCCUCCCUGCUGAGUAGGGCCUGGAAGGACUGCCUUAGUCUCCAUAUCGUGGAGCUAGAAUUGAAGCCGGAUGACAAGCCCAAGCACCCACUGCCCAGAAUUUGGCCCUAG